ACCAGCAUAAUCGCAAUCCCCAUGCUCGACACGACACGAACAGAGCAGGGCGCGCUCUGACUCCGUCUUUGCGGUUCCUUCCUCCUCCGAAAAUUGAUUUAUCUUCUUCAUCUCCUGCUUCAAAGCAGAGAUAUUUCUGAUUCCGUGGGAUAUUUUGUUUCGAUUUUCUCGCGGGCUCGUCGAUGACCAAAAGUUUUGGCCCUUUUUAAGGUGUUUCCCGUGAAAGUUGCUUUCUGGGGUUGCUUUGAAUGUUCGCUUCCGUCCGAAUUUUGCUCCGCAAGGCAAGAAUUUCAAAAGGGGCCUCGUGUCUUCAUACCGUUUCCUCUUCAAUGCCGAUUUCGAAUACGCAGGUAGAGAUUUACUAACUAUUCAGCCAUAUCGUAUAUAUGGCUGUGGUGUUUACCCCUCUCUCAUGGUGGGUCUCUAGUGGAAAACAAAAGGAGCCGAGGAUCCCGAACGGCCCCCCUGUGAAUCCGUCCCCUUCCGAGACGGGAUCCUGGGAAUCAGACACUCUUAAAUUUCCUCUCUGGAAACGUAAUGUGGCCUCAUCUUCGAGGAACAUAAAGAGAAAGUGGAGGAGCCGAGAGGAGCGGAAGAUUGACAGGGAAUAUGAUAUAGUCCUCGUGCCUCCUGAUGGAGGGUGCAUAUCAGGAUCAGAAUCAGAUGACUCUGAUUGGUCAAUAGGGUGGCUGGAGCCUCACGGGCCCGGUUUCCGAAGUGAUGAUGAGUCGGAAGAUAGUUUCGCCGUAUUGGUCCCCUGUUACGGGCGUGAUAGGGAUGACUUGGAAGAUGACCGGAAGAGCAAACUCCUAGGAAUUGUGGGGAACAUUGCUGAUAUUUAUCCUGCUGAUGGCAACAACUACAUGGAACAAUGGCUUUCUUCACUGCAGAACAGCUGAUUUAGUGUGGCAUGCUAUUACUUGAUUCACAGGCCCACUCUACGUACGAGGGAUCUCCUUCAUUGCAUCUAUCAGAUGGUGUGGAAUUUUAUCAGUCUUAAGUUGUACUAUUGUUUGGGAAAAUGAAAAAUUAUGGAGCCAAUUAGUCGUGCUGGUGUUAUGAUGAACUGAUGAUGACACGAGUCCUAUUGUGUGACUGAAAUUCUUUGAUGUAAAUAUAUGCUGUACAUAGGAAGCCGGGCCGUGUUUUGUGUUAUUACUUGCUGUAAAUAUGUAAAUGUUCUUGUACAUUGGUAAGUGAAUAAAAAGACUAUUAUUAGUAUA
This is a messenger RNA of Punica granatum (pomegranate), 1223 nucleotides long. Lineage: Eukaryota; Viridiplantae; Streptophyta; Magnoliopsida; Myrtales; Lythraceae. The record is from RefSeq and is a predicted model, not a curated record.